This is a messenger RNA of Mustela lutreola (European mink), 3344 nucleotides long. It is a transcript of the gene DHFR, whose product is annotated as dihydrofolate reductase. Bases 136 to 699 code for a protein of 187 amino acids. Gene Ontology annotation, biological process: tetrahydrofolate biosynthetic process; folic acid metabolic process; dihydrofolate metabolic process. The record is from RefSeq and is a predicted model, not a curated record. The transcript has 6 exons. Gene Ontology annotation, cellular component: mitochondrion. Lineage: Eukaryota; Metazoa; Chordata; Mammalia; Carnivora; Mustelidae. Gene Ontology annotation, molecular function: NADP binding; dihydrofolate reductase activity.
AGCGCCGGGGCGGGGGGCGGAGUCUCGGCUGCACAAAUGGGACCGAGGAGGCGGGGUGGCCGCAAUUUCGCGCCAAGCGCGGCCGGUUGCCUCCCGUGGCGGCGAGCUAGCUAGGAGGUGUUUACAGCUGCUGUCAUGGUUCGUACGCUAAACUGCAUCGCCGCUGUUUCCCAGAACAUGGGCAUCGGCAAGAACGGGGACCUGCCCUGGCCCCCGCUCAGGAACGAAUUCAAGUUUUUCCAAAGAAUGACCACAACCUCCUCAGUAGAAGGUAAACAGAACUUGGUGAUUAUGGGUAGAAAGACAUGGUUCUCUAUUCCUGAGAAGAAUCGACCUUUAAAGGAUAGAAUUAAUUUAGUUCUCAGCAGAGACCUCAAGGAACCUCCACAGGGAGCUCAUUUUCUUGCCAAAAGUUUGGAUGAUGCCUUAAAACUUAUUGAGCAACCAGAAUUAGCAAAUAAAGUGGACAUGGUUUGGAUAGUGGGAGGCAGUUCUGUUUAUAAGGAAGCCAUGAACAAACCAGGCCAUCUUAGACUAUUUGUGACAAGGAUUAUGCAGGAAUUUGAAAGUGACACAUUUUUUCCAGAAAUUGAUUUGGAGAAAUAUAAACUUCUGCCAGAAUACCCAGGAGUUCUUUCUGAUGUCCAGGAGGAAAAAGGCAUUAAGUACAAAUUUGAAGUAUAUGAGAAGAACGAUUAAUGUGAAGGUGUUUUCUGGUUUAUUUCAAGUUAGUUGUUCCCCCUCCGCUCCAAACUAUUAUAGAUUUUAAUAUUAGAAAAAAAAGACUUUUGUUGACUUUAGGUCAGUGGAUAAUUACCUCUAAGCAAUGAAAUUUUAUUAAUCUUACUUAGGCUAUAGUUAAGACUAAUCUUAACUAGACCAUAUCAGAUACCAAUUGUGAAACAUUUCUGGCUAUAACUGUAUGUUGCCCAUCAACAGCACCUUCCUAGGGUAGCAUAUCUACCAAGAGCCUAAGUGAGACAAUCCCCUGAUAGCAUACGUUGAAACCAGGACUUAGAAAGAUAGGACUAGACAGAUUGUCCAAAGGUCAGAAAUGGAUUAUUAAUAGAAGAGCUAGAACUCAGAUAUUAAAAGAAAAUUAGAUCAAAAUAGGAACUUUGAAUUCUCUAUGCAUAUGACACUUCUGAAAAAAAGUUCUGUUCAUUCAGAGAAUCUGUAAGGUGAGAACUUUAGUAUAUUCCAUAGGCAUAGUAAAGAGGCAGGUAGGAUACUACCUUUCUAAAGGUUAAAAGAGAAGGUCUGAGACCUCUAAAAACUCUGCAAUCUUCAGUGAGAUUCCAUGGCAUGUUACAAUGAUAGAAGAAGCUGGCCUAUAUAAAAAGAGAUUUAGUAACAAGUACAUGACUAGAACUAGAAAUUUAAAAGGCAAUGAAUUGAAAAUGGAUAAAGCUAGAAACCAAAAUUACAAAGAUGGAAACUAAAUUAAACUUCACUGAAUUAAAAAAUGAAAAUUAAAACACAUUUUACCUGUCAUGUUAGCAAAGAUGUGGAUUGUUAUGUAUCCAAAGAAAUAGCAUUUUAUGCCUUGUAAAUUAAUCCAACCUUUUAGAGUUUAAGUAGCAAUAUCAAUUAAAAUUCAAAAUAUUCUGCGUUUGGGCCCAGAGCUUCCACUUCUAGAAGUUAAUCCUGAAUAAAGAGAUGGACCCAAGAAUAUUUGUUGCGCCACUUUUUUAAAACUUGGAAAUAGCCCAAAUGACAAGAAAGAAGUAACUAACCAGUAUGGCUACAAAAUUUAAUAUUGUCUGUAGCAGUUAAAAGCAAUGAGGUACUAACAGGAAAAUGCCAAAGACUACUAAAUAAAAGAAGCACAUUGUGUAUAGUACCUAAAAUUUUUAAUAAGUGUAUGUAGUAUGCAUUGGAAAAUAUGUGCUGUAAACUGUCGAGAAUAUCAGAGUUGGGUGUGUUAUUUGACGCAUUAGGUCUGCCUAUUGUGAUUAGAUUUUUUUUUGAAGCACUAUGUGUUUGUUUUCAUGCACAGUCACUUAAUAAUUGAGCCAUUAUUUUCAAGGGUCACACAACAUUCCAAAGACUGAUUGCUAGGGAACCACCAGGCUGUCUCUGGUUUGUUCAUCUUUCAAGACAAAAAAUCAAGUCUUACUUUUUCCAGGUUGAUUUAUGAAACAGCACUGUAAAGUGAUGAUAAUUUGAGACCAAAAUGUAAAUGGUAUCACAUACACGUGUGUUUUAAAUAUUUAGGUUAGCCCAUUUUGUUGCUGUGAGGUUGAAAUUAUGUAACAUAACCCACGUCCUAACAGACAGUGUUUCUCAAAAUGUCAUCCCCAUUAUACCUGUAUGAGGAAUGGGUCCCAGAAUCUGCAGUACAGGGGCACCUGGGUGGCUCAGUCAGUUGAGCAUCGGACUCCUGAUUUCGGCACAGGUCAUGACCUCAGGAUCCUGAGAUCAAGCCCCAGGUCUGGCUCCACUCAACAUAGAGCCUGCUUAAAAUUCUCUCUUUCGCUCUCCUUCUGCCCCUCCUACUCCACUAAAAAAAAAAAAAAAAAAAGAAGAAGAAUCUGCAGCACAAACCAGCACCCCAUAUGAUUCUGAAAACUACCCAACAAUGUAAAUCACCAGGUUAUAGAGUGCUUCUACCCUCUGAGGAAGAAAAAAACCUCAACUGUUAUUUCCUAUACUAGGGCAUCUAAGUAAAGCAAAAUAGAAAAAUGAGUGAAUUGUAAGUCAACAUGUAUGGGAUGGGAGAAAGUAAAAUUGUAAAGAUUAGACCUGUGCGUUGCUGAUCUAUUUUAAGAAGUAAAGAUUUUCACUUAAUUAAAUAUGUAAUAAAAAUACAUAUGAAAGUAAUGUCAGCGACUCAAAAAGGUACAUAGUAAACAAAUGCAAGAACAGAUGUCCUUUAACAAGAUGCUUUUUUUAUAGGUAGUAAACUAAAAACUGUACAGGAAAUGACCUAAUUAGGCACCAUGACUUUGUGAGGGAAAAGUUGGCCAGCCAGCCACUGAAAAACAUUCAGAAAAAUGAUUUCUGAAAGACUGAAACUUGUGAUCAAGGAUUUUCCAGUUGGGACAAAAAAGAAAUAUAUAAUUAAAUGAGUCUGAGGAUGGAAUAAGAGAUUCUAAUGAAAAAGGAUUGUUCACAAAAGGGAUAGAGCCUCUGGCUAAACACAGAGGAAAAAAGACCUACAGUCUGUGUGAUUGUGCUAUUUCUGUGGCAAAGUGAGAUUGUACUGCUGGCCAUUUCUAAUUAUUUGCUCCUGACAUUUCUGUUCCCCAGGAGACCUCAGAUGGACCAGGAAGUUUUUCUGUCCAUACACUGACAUUUCUGUUGAAUCUCUUUAUUCUUGGAAUAAAAAAGAGAUCAAAUCA